Molecule: messenger RNA, 618 nt
Organism: Trichoderma atroviride IMI 206040
Lineage: Eukaryota; Fungi; Ascomycota; Sordariomycetes; Hypocreales; Hypocreaceae
Source: RefSeq, a predicted model, not a curated record
AUGCAGGAGGCAAGUCAUCGACUUGGCUUUUGGGCUUUGGAAGAGGCCUGUUCGGGAAGCUCCAGCGGCGUCCGGAACCGCAUAAUCAAGCUCGUGAAAUUGCAGUGGAGGGGCCAGUCGCCUUUCUCCUACGCGUGUGCCCUUGCGAGUCCUGCAAUUACUGUGGCAUGCCGGGAGCCUCUCGCCGUCGAUGCUGCGGCGGCCAAUGAGGAGAGGGCCUCGCAUGCGGCAUGGCCGUGCACGCUCUGCGCACGCUGUACCUGGCACGAGUACCGGUACUUGAUAAAGGAGCUCAAACAGGAGUACAUGCUAGCGGCCGUGGUCGUCGAUGCGUCUUGUUGCUGGCAUCCCACGCUGGGAGGAUGGAUGAGGAUGAAGGAACGCCAUGGCUGCAGCACCUGCAGCACUAGCAUGGCGAUUCAAACGCCACAGGGCGCUACUCGACGGAAAAUCUCAUCUGGCGUGCGCAGCAUCGUGAGGGACUGGAUUGGAUUGGCUGCCAACACCCAUUUUGGUGGCUUGCAAAUACAGGUGCACAGUAUUGUACUGUACUGCAAUACGCGACAUCUGGCUUCCCGACUUUUGUUGCCAGGAAAAGGAACCUCAACUGCUAGAUAG